Molecule: messenger RNA, 321 nt
Organism: Clunio marinus
Lineage: Eukaryota; Metazoa; Arthropoda; Insecta; Diptera; Chironomidae
Source: the annotation of a GenBank genome assembly
AUGACCAUAAUAGGAUUAGCCUUCUUCAAAGAACUCUCUUAUAAACCGAAGUACCGAAAACCAUCUUCAUCGUUUAAAGCUUUGGAAGAAUUUAUCUUUCUUGUUGACUCGAAGAGAAAGAAACUUCUUGUCUCAGUUGCACUUGUGCACGUUUCAAAUAAAUUACUUUCGAUAUGUUUCUCUGUACGAUAUCAGAACCUUUUUCUUAUGAUGAAAUUGAAGACUUCAUGCAUGAUUUAUGGAUGGGCUUUAAUACCUUCAACGACGGAGGUUAUCACAAGUCACCCAUGUGUUCAACUUUCCGCCUGUAAAGCUUUUUGA